Molecule: messenger RNA, 1398 nt
Organism: Amphibalanus amphitrite
Lineage: Eukaryota; Metazoa; Arthropoda; Thecostraca; Balanomorpha; Balanidae
Exons: 1
Coding region: 253-684 (143 amino acids)
Source: RefSeq, a predicted model, not a curated record
GGGUCGAUGUCGCUCCGAGGCGAGCUCUGAUUGGCCGGCGCGCGGCAGCUCCUCCGAUCUCCACCAAUCAGAGGCCGGCCCGGUACCGUCGGCGGUCAUCGAUUUCUGUCGUGUGGCUGACGUAGGCGGCAGAGUCUGCCGGCAGCAGUCACGGCGUAAGGUGAGACACGGACCGCGCCCCAGUCAGUGCCGAGCUGAUCCACACCGCGAGGGAUACACAGACGGACCACCGAGUGAGGCACGACACCAGCCAUGGCUUUUAUGGUUCCUGUGGUGAAGAAGGAGUGGGACAUAUACGGCAGUAGCGCCAAGAGCCGGCGAGAGCACGGCCCCCGCUCGGCGCGCAGUCGGACCACCUCUGAGAGCAGCCAGGCGUUCAGCCGCGGCCCCAGUUUCGGCAGCCGGCCGCCGGGCAGCUCGCUCUCCUGCUCUCCUGCCGUCGACGGAUGGCCGGCGCGCUACCAGAGCCGCUCCUCGUCGCGGGGCUCGAACCUCUCCCAGACGGCGUGCUCGCCCCCGAACCGGCUGGUGCCUCCCGCUCGGCGGCGCAGCAGCCAGCAGGCGGCCGCCGGCAGCCCCUCGCAGAGCGCGCCCGGCUCCUUCUCCGGCUUCCACCAUAAGGUGAUGGACCGCAUGAUGCGCGCCCUCCACAUGGGCGAGCGGGAAGACUCGCGGAAAGCCUGACAAUCAAAGCAAGCGGCGGUGGCGGCCUCCGCUCCCUCCGGGAAGCGGCUGUCCGCUGCCGCCGCACCGUCCGCGGCCGCGACCACCACCGCCGCCGCCGCCACCGCCGCCGCAGCUGCCGACGAGGAGGACCCGGACUCUGCUGAGGAGGCUCAGGAGCAGGAGGACGCCUCUCCGCCGGACAGCGCGAGCGUGUCUCCCACAGAGGAGAGCGCCGUCUCUCCCAGCGAGGAGUGCACGGAGGACUUGUCGCACGUGAUCCUCCAAUAGCCGGUGGUGGGCGCGCGCGGCGCCGGGGCCUAGCCUCGCCGCCGCCUGCUGCUGUGGACGGGAGCGUGAUGGACGCGGCGUUGGAAGGCUGUGAGUGGUGUAGAGGGACAGAUACUGGCUCAGCCAGUGCGGGUGUCGCCCCAGGCGAAGUUAAUGGAGGCGAUGAGAUGCCGCCCGCGUCCUACGGCAAGUACUGGUGUAAGCUGUUGGGUUGGUGUUUGCCUGAAUGGAUCGCGUCCCGCUGCGCUCGUGCUUGUUUUGUUGCAAUGUUUGACGCUGCGUGGCAGUUUCAAAGUUUACGCGUGUUGCGAUUUGCGAGCGAGUUUGUUUUUGUUUUGACCAAAGCGUGCUGUUGAUACUAUGUACGUAUGUGUUUUUAUGACCAUGACUUGAUCAUUGAUCACAAUUGUCAACAGGCCAUACAUAAUAAACCAAAUCCAAGAA